AUGGUUCGAUUGGUAAAUAGAUACAGGGGACAGGAGACCUAUAAAAUUCAGUCUUCUGACCCCCAACAUUUCAUGCAUCAAGAUAUCUCAAAAGAUGGACGAGAUGGGGGAAAAACAGCAAUCAUGGACCUAUAUGGACGAAUGAUUGAAGUAUACGAUAGGGUGAACAAUUGCUUCGUAUCGGCAUUCUCACUCAACGGAUGUGAAUCGCUAACGUUUGAUGUAGAAGAAUAUCGUAGAAGAAGCUGCCAUUUGCUCUCGCAUCUACCAAAUCAUGAGGAAAUGCAAGGGAUGAACAAUGUAGCAGGGUUGUGGAGUGAUCUCUUCCAAACUGAGAUUACACUACUGUCAAAUACACUACUUCUAGACAAAAAUAUCGCAAUCGCCAAUAAAAUGAAACAUCAUUUUCUAACACGGGAAAAAACGCCAAUAACACCCGCACAAUUGCUGAUGGCAUCACGACCUUUGAUGGAUAUACAGGCCUCGGCACUCGAACACACAAAUAACGCAGAUGGACCCAUAGAACGCUCUGUAAUAAGUGCACUCAACCAUAUAAUCACAUUCAAUGAGAGACUCGGAAAGGAAUGUAAUGAAGAUCGCAAUUAUUACGAUAAAUUGUGCGAGGAACUAUACCUUAUCAAGGAAUCGCAACUAAUGAGAAGAUCAGCAAUAGCCGCGAGAGAACGUACCAAGGUAAUGCCGUAUCUCAAACGGUUGUGCCAGUCAUUCGAUACCGAUAAAUGCACAAUGCAUCUAGCCAUGCUAUUCUUCGAUUUUUACUUGGACAGCAUACUGGAACGGGACAACAUUGACACAACACCUGACCAUGAACAAAUGGUACGUAUCGCAACGGCAGCAUACCUACUAGCAUGUGCACUAAGAGAACACUGGACUGACAUAUCCAGCGAUUCAUAUUUAGAUAGGGCAGCACAAAUGGCAACAGGGACAUUCACACCACAGGAUAUCAUGGCAACACAAUUGGAUAUUCUACAAACGAUGCCACGGGGGUUCACCUCUAUGUACACUGCCAUGGAAUAUGGGAUUUUCUACCUCGCAAAUGUAAAGGGUGCAUAUAAACCACAAAAAAUCACAGCAACAACACAAAAUAGUACCAGAAGCAGCCCUAGACAAACUCCAGGAAGCGGGGAUGAUUACAAUGGUAUCAAUAUAGGGGCACGUAUGCGUCGAAGAACGUCUCCAAAAGACGACUCAGAUACUACAAUGCCGCCACAAAGCUCAGAAGAAAAUAGCUUCGAAUCAAAAUUGGUAUCAAGGGCACCCAAUGGCUACCAGGGUAUUACACAGAUGAGGAGACAACCUACUGCGUCAUUCGACAGCAAUUUGUUGGGACAUACGGAGUCACUGCAAGAUGGAGAUGGAGAAAGAGUACUUUGCGAUUACCUACUUCUGGAAAUGGCGUUUAGGUACAUGGUGGAGAAUGGUGGAUUCGCAUUUGUUUACCACUGUCUACUCAGAUGGGACGAUCUAUAUAUGUCGCGCAACUGGAACAUUUUUAUACCGCCAAGCCGUGUAGCCGCAGUACUGAUAUUUCACUUCUUUGUAGAAUUUUGUGGAGUCGACCAUCGCAAGGAUCUGGUAUGGUGUCGCAGGUUCUGCUAUCGAGUGUUCCGUAUGCUAUACGAUUGCGAUGUUGCAUUGUGGUACCAAAUGUUCCGUGAAAAUAUACGAAAAUGGCUAAGCACAGUGGCACAGUCGUCAGCACGGUUAAGCGAAAUGGCGUUACUACUGGAUCUCUCAGGACAUAAGUUCAGAGCAGCGGAAACUUGCUUGCUCACAUUCUGGUCAAAACUCCUAUUCGAUUACACAGAACAGGGAUGCGAACUCGAAGGACUGGAACAUAUAAAACUCAAAGUGGCAUUGAAAGAGGUAUACCAGUUGGUGUCACGUGAAUGA
Babesia sp. Xinjiang is the source of this 1914-nucleotide messenger RNA. RefSeq lists its product as uncharacterized. The transcript has a single exon. The coding region runs from base 1 to 1914 and encodes 637 amino acids. The record is from RefSeq and is a predicted model, not a curated record. Lineage: Eukaryota; Apicomplexa; Aconoidasida; Piroplasmida; Babesiidae.